Naegleria fowleri is the source of this 756-nucleotide messenger RNA. RefSeq lists its product as uncharacterized. The transcript has a single exon. Lineage: Eukaryota; Heterolobosea; Eutetramitea; Acrasida; Naegleriidae. Bases 1 to 756 code for a protein of 251 amino acids. The record is from RefSeq and is a predicted model, not a curated record.
AUGUUUGAAUGGGAAGGAGUGUCUGGUCUCAAAGAACAACUUUUAGCACAAGUGAAAAUUUUUGUUCCUUCAGAUUUAGUAUGUGAAGUUUUCGUUGACGAAUUUAAGGCAAUUUAUUUAGGAAGUUGUGUUCCAAGAGCAGACAAGAAUGACCACCAGAAAUACUUUGCUAUCUUUGGAUACUUUUGUGACUCUCCUGUGCUAAUUGCAGAGGAAAGAUGUGAUUUUGGAUUUAGAUUCAAAUAUAAAGUUCCAAAUGAGCCUGGAGUUGUCAUUACUCAUUGGGAAAAUGAUGAACGAACUCUGCAAGAUGAUGUGCUAGACUCACCUUGUACUAAUGCUCUUGAAACACUUGAUGAAUACUCGGCUCAUCCUCUCCAAUCACACAUUGAAAAUUAUUUGAAAUAUUUUCAAGGAAUUGUCGAAGAAGAAGACAUUUCUGAAGAUUCUUUUAAUCAUUUCAAGUCACAAGUGCUUGCCAUUAUCACGGAUGUCAAAUGGAUUAUUUUCAGCACUCUUGUCAAAACCACACAUCUUACAGCGAGUGAAAAAUUGGUGUUAGAUACUCUUUCUGAUAAGUCAGAAUUAUUCACCAAGUUUCCUGUUCACUGGUUGACUGUCAUUUGUCUUGCUCUUGGAAGAGAUCCGCGACCAUUAAAAAGUACAUCAAGAACAAGAACAAGGAUUUGCUUGCCACAGAGAUUGAACUUAAAUGGAAGCAGUUUUAAUACUCGACUGAAGAAACUCUUGAUUUAG